AUGGAAUUAUCUGAUCAAAUUCGACAAAAAGAAGAAAUACGUUCCACUGUGAUUUUUGCACAAAAAAGUUUUGUGACUAAUUUGACCGGAUACGAAUACCUUCUUCGACAUGAAAGUUCUAUUGUUCCUUUGGUUUUGAUUGGCGAAGACUAUACUGAGAAUGAAAUGUUGGGACUUAUUCUAGGUCUUUGGUCUUUUGUACUAGUUUUCAUGGAUAAAGUUGAUAAUUACGAUAUGUUCUCAAUCAUAAAUGAUACUCUUCGUCAAAUUCAUUCAUCCAAGAUGCUCUUCGUUUUGGAGAAGGAACCACAGGAUUCGGAGUCGUUAAGAAAGUUUUUUCAAACUUGUCUCCGAUUGGGAAUAGUCAAUAUCAUCAUAAUGUUCGACAAUGAAGUUCUCACCUAUGAACCAUUCCCUGAAGUCAGCUUAGAAAAUAUCACAUCAACUGCAAUGACAGAUUAUUAUCCAGAUCGAAGUUAUGAUCUAAAAGGUUACGUUUUUUACACACCAAUUUAUCAAGAUGGAUCAAGAGUUUUUAUGUACACUGACCAAGAUGGCAAUGAAAAGAUAACAGGAGUUAAUACGGAGAUUUUUAGGUCCUUUGUACAGAGACAUAAUGCCACAUUUGAAAGACUUCUCGAUGGAACGAAUCACAGUGGAUUUGACAUACUUGGUGCAUUGUCACUUUUAACACAGGGUAAAGUUGACAUCUUGAUGCAUUCUUAUUCGUCUUUUUCGCCAAAUAAAUUCGCCUUUAGUUAUCCGAUUGCACAAAUUAAAUGGCAGUUAGUUUCUCCAUUUGUGGGAGAAAUUCCUUCUUACCGGUACUUGAUCUUGCCAUUUGAUUGUGAAGUUUGGGUAUUUCUUGGAAUCACUUUUGUGUACAUCUCAAUAGCUAGCUAUUUGACUCGAAGGUAUUGUCAAAAAUUGCCAGAAUAUGGACCAGCAUUUUCACGAAGUUUGACUCAAUUACUUUACCUUUCUUCGACUGAUUUGCAUUGUGAUUUACGUGCAUUAAUUUUCGAAAUGCAAAUCUUCUGUUACGGACUGAUUUUGACAAAUAUUUAUGCAGCUUUUUUGUCAGCAUUUCUAACCACAACAGUUCAGGGCAAUCAAAUUGACACCUUUAAGCAAUUAUAUGAAAGUGGUUUUAAAAUUAUUUCGACAUAUUUCGAAAUUAUUGCAAUUACUAGUACAAGUGGGUUUAAUCAACAUUACAAAAUUCUUUUCGAAGCUCAAAAUAUUGACUUUAUCAACGAAUAUCGCAGAAGCUUGAAUAGAACUUUUGCAUUUGUCUUUGCUGAAGAUCGGGCGAAUUUCUUUUUAGGUCAACAGAAAUAUUUGGCCAAGAAGCGAAUGUACGUUUCGAAGAAUACAAUGGGAACGUAUUUUUUGACAUUUAUCAUGCAAAAAGAUUCACCAUUUCGAAAGAGUUUCGAUGGGAUUUUAUUGCAGCUUUAUGAAACCGGUUUGUAUAAGAAAUGGGAAGAAGAUGUUUUUAAUCAAGCUGUGGCUUCCAAGUAUUUGCAAUUAUUUCGAACGGAGAGUGAGGAUUUAUUUCGACCAUUGACAAUUGCUCAUUUGGGAAUUGGUUGGUUUACACUUGCCAUUGGAUUUGGAUUGUCAAUGAUGGUGUUUUUGGUGGAGUAUAUUAGAUUUAAAGUAGUAAAGAAGUGGAACGAGAACUGA
Episyrphus balteatus (marmalade hoverfly) is the source of this 1689-nucleotide messenger RNA. RefSeq lists its product as uncharacterized. NCBI's taxonomy places the organism in Eukaryota, Metazoa, Arthropoda, Insecta, Diptera, Syrphidae. Bases 1 to 1689 code for a protein of 562 amino acids. The record is from RefSeq and is a predicted model, not a curated record. The transcript has a single exon.